Messenger RNA from Chinchilla lanigera (long-tailed chinchilla), 3412 nucleotides. RefSeq names its product ring finger protein (C3H2C3 type) 6 (gene Rnf6). Gene Ontology annotation, cellular component: cytoplasm; nucleoplasm. Lineage: Eukaryota; Metazoa; Chordata; Mammalia; Rodentia; Chinchillidae. Gene Ontology annotation, biological process: positive regulation of DNA-templated transcription; ubiquitin-dependent protein catabolic process; protein ubiquitination. The record is from RefSeq and is a predicted model, not a curated record. Gene Ontology annotation, molecular function: ubiquitin protein ligase activity.
CGCAGCCCGUUCCUCCGGGCGGAGGCGGCCCCGGGCUCCCGGCGGGCUCGGCUCGGCGCGGGCAACGCGCGGGCUCUCCCCACUACUUCCGUGAGACGCCGCGGAGAGCCGCCAUCCUGGGGGCCCUGCCUCUCUUCUGAUUGGCUAACCGCUCCGCAGACGAGCUCCACUGGCCUCUGAUUGGUCCCGACGUGCCGCCUGUCACCUGCUUCCCUGUGGGAAUCUGGGUCGUUAAGGGAAGCGUUACUUGAGUCUCCAUUGAGAAGAGAUGGGCAGCUGCCAAAAAAGACACAAACAGCUGAAGGAUGGGUGCCGUUCCGUAUGUUAAAAGCAUGUUGAAAGGAAAAUAAGGAAGCCAGGAGCCUCAGUAUGAAUCAGAGUAGAUCUAGAUCAAGUAGUGGUGGUGGAGGACCCACAUCUCAAGACCGAAGUCAUCGUGAAAACGGGAGAAGAUGGCAGCAAGAACGCCUCCUUAGAGAAGAAGCCUACUACCAGUUUAUUAAUGAGCUCAAUGAUGAAGAUUACCGGCUAAUGAGAGACCACAAUCUUUUAGGCACCCCUGGAGAAAUAACAUCAGAAGAACUACAGCAGCGGUUGGAUGGAAUGAAGGAGCAGCUAGCAUCUCAGCCUGACCUGAGAAAUGGGACGAAUAACAGAGACUCAGAAACGCCGAGAGAAAGUCCAAGCGAAGACUCCUUGCUGGAAUGGCUGCACAACUUCCGUCUUACUGGCAAUGCGACUCGCAGUGGACAGAACGGGAACCAGACUUGGAGAGCUGUGAGUCGGACAAACCCAGCCAAUGGAGAGUUUCGGUUUAGUCUGGAAAUCCACAUAAAUCAUGAGAAUAGAGGAUUUGAGAUUCCUGGGGAAGAUGACAUGGGCAUUUUGCAUACAGAUAUUAUCAGAGAUCGGACUAGGCAACAGAGAUCAACUAGUCCUGUGGCUAGGAGAACCAGAAGCCAAAGCUCAGUGAAUUUCAGUGGUAGUAAUUCCAGCAUUCCACGGACUAGGCGUGGGUCGAGGAGGCAGAAUUCAGUCGAGGGAUCACCCUCGACACUGGGAAGGUUAAGAAAUAGAACUGGGAGAACAGCUGGUGUUCCUAGAAGUGGUGCUUCACACGUUAACUCUGGUAGUCAAGCAGGUCGGUCAGGUGGUAGCGAACUCAGGCAAAGGGAGGGGCAGAGAUUUGGCGCAGCACACAUUUGGGAAAACGGGGCUAGAAGUAACGUCACAGUGAGGAAUACAAACCAAAGAUUAGAGCCAAUAAGAUUGCAGUCCACUUUUAGUAGCCGGAGCCGUUCACCAAUUCGGAGACAGAGUGGCACUGUUUAUAAUUCCCCAAGGGAAAACAGACCUUCCCGGCAAACUGUUCGGAGGUCUGUGAGAACAGGUAUAACUCAGGUCUUUUUAGAUCCAGAUAGAGAACACAGAGGCACUGCAUAUUCCCAAUUCUCUAAUUCAAGACUUGUGUCAAGAAUAACAGUAGAAGAAGGGGAAGAGUCCAACAGAUCCUCACCUGCUACACAACGGCAUCCAACAAUCACACUGGACCUUCAAGUAAGAAGGAUUCGUCCGGGAGAGAACAGGGAUCGGGAUAGUAUUGCCAGCAGGACCCGAUCUAGAGCAGGGUUAGCAGAAAACACAGUCACUAUAGAAAGCGACAGCGGGGGCUUUCGCAGAACGAUUUCCCGUUUAGAGCGGUCAGGCGUCCGGACCUAUGUUAGUACUAUAACAGUUCCCCUUCAAAGGAUUUCUGAGAAUGAGCUUGUUGAGCCAUCCUCAGCGGCUCUCCGGUCAAUUUUUAGGCAGAUCAUGACUGGGUUUGGAGAGCUGAGUUCUCUAAUGGAGGCUGAGUCGGAGUCAGAGAUGCAGAGAAACGCUCAGCAUUUGCCGGGACUGGGUAGUUCAGGUCCCGUUGGUGGCAGCAGCCAGCAAAGGGGAAGCUCCUCUCGACACAGGCGAGCGCAGGGAGACCGCGCCGGACCGCUAGGUGGAAAUGAGUCCGCCCAGCCUCGUAACAGGGGCAGCGGCCGCAGAAGCAGUAGGCAGGUGCGAAAUUCAAACAGUUUCGUAGAAAAUGGAACACUGCCUAUUCUUCGCCUUGCUCACUUCUUUUUAUUAAAUGAAGGUGAUGAUGAUCAAAUACAAGGUUUAACCAAAGAGCAGAUCGACAAUCUCUCCACCCGGAACUAUGAGCAUAGUGGUAUUGACGGUGAAGUGGGUAAAAUCUGUAGCGUUUGUAUCACUGACUAUGUAACGGGAAACAAGCUCAGGCAGUUGCCCUGCAUGCACGAGUUCCACAUUCACUGUAUUGACCGGUGGCUGUCCGAGAAUUGCACUUGCCCCGUGUGCCGGCAGCCUGUCUUAGGAGCCGGUGCAGCAAACAACGGGUGACAUGGUGGGGUCUAUUCAAACACUGUAUUUUAAUAGAGCUGAGUGUUCAAACAUUCUUUUGUUGAGUUGUAAUGAGCUAACCAGGAUGAAAAAUAAGAUUCUAGUUCAAACUAUUUUUUUGUGUGCUUUUUUAACUUGUUAAAAGAGAAGAAUUUAUAUAAAUUUAAAACAAAAAUGUUAAAUUAUCCAAAAGUAUAGGAUAGUUACUAUUGCUAGAACCAAAUAAUCUUUAAAAUGUUUUUAUUUUGGUAAUUUUGUCAUGCUGAGCAUUUUUCUAUCUGCACAAUUCAAUGAGUUAAAAAAAUCUUGCCCUUUUCUUAAUAUUACAGCAGACUUUACUUGGGUUUUUAAGUUUCAUAAGCUUAGUACUGUAUCUAGACAUUCAUGUCUAAGCCUUUCAAAGAAUGUUUGGCUGAAUGUUUACUAUGUAUAUUUAAGUUACCUGAAAUGAUAAAUUAAUAUGCAGCAUACCAUAUGUGUAUAUAUAGAUGUAUAAUUUUAAGGUUAAAAUAUCCUGUCUAAAAACUACAAGUUUGACUCUUAUUUAAGCUUUUGGGCUAAUACUGCGUAUGGCACAAUGUUUAAUAUUGACAAGAUCAUCUCUGAAAGUAGAUUAAGAUAUAAUUUUGAAAUAGAGGUAAUUUACUGAAGCGUCUCUGACAAUCUGAUUUAUUAGCAAGCAAUAUGUAAUACUGAAUGAGUAUUUAUUCAGAAAUGGAACGUUGGAAAAUUAGAAUACAGAUUAUUUAAUUUGGAGUUAAAUUUUUUUUUGAAACAUGCAAAAAUUUCAUUGGGUUAAGUAAGGUAUACAGUAUGCAUGGUUUCUCAAAUUCAGUUUAAAAAAUCUAAAAAGAAAUAAGUCUACAGAAUCCAAUGCAUAGAUGAUACAUUAAGUUCACUUGGAGACCAAAUAACUCCAAAUAAUGUGAAAGAGAAAACCUUAAGAGAAUGUAGAAUUUAUCUAAACACAAAGUAUGCAUUGAAGAUCUAUUUCUACCAAUAAAUACUAAAACAAAGA